Schistocerca gregaria is the source of this 597-nucleotide messenger RNA. Its product is annotated as protein mono-ADP-ribosyltransferase PARP12-like. Gene Ontology annotation, molecular function: NAD+ poly-ADP-ribosyltransferase activity. The transcript has a single exon. Lineage: Eukaryota; Metazoa; Arthropoda; Insecta; Orthoptera; Acrididae. Bases 1 to 597 code for a protein of 198 amino acids. The record is from RefSeq and is a predicted model, not a curated record.
AUGAAUGCCAGCUCAGAAUUUGAGCUGUGUUUGUUGCUUUCUGACACUACUGAAUAUGAAGAAAUACUGAGGUUAUUCAAAAAGACCACACAGAAGCAAUUCAUGGUUGAGAAAAUUUACAGGGUUCAGAAUCCAUACUUUUUUGGAUGUUACUUACUCAAGAAACAAGAAAUGGAAUCAAGAUAUGGUUAUGUUGCUGAGGAGUAUUUAUUUCAUGGUACCAAAGAGGAAAUCAAAGAUAAAACUUACAGAAAUAAUUUUGACUGGAGGAAUCAUGGCAGAUCAGCAGUCAACACUUUUGGGAAAGUUGUUUCAUUUACACCUAUUUCUUGUUAUGCCAGUCAUUAUUCAGAUAAACAUAACUCUGAGAGAAUCAUAUUUGUAUCAAAGGUUCCAAUUGCACAUGAAACUUUAGGUCACAAACAUAUGAAAAUACCACCUCUGUUUGCUUACAGGCUGUGCCAUAGAUAUGACACUACUACUAAAGAAAAUCGACAUGUUAUUGUAAAAUUCUCUGAUAAUGAGUUCUAUCCUGCAUAUAUUGUGUAUUACACAGGACAGUAUGAGAAGAAGGAACAGGGACAAUCAAGACUGUAA